Messenger RNA from Labeo rohita (rohu), 6658 nucleotides. RefSeq lists its product as uncharacterized. NCBI's taxonomy places the organism in Eukaryota, Metazoa, Chordata, Actinopteri, Cypriniformes, Cyprinidae. Gene Ontology annotation, molecular function: protein binding. The record is from RefSeq and is a predicted model, not a curated record. The transcript has 25 exons. The annotation marks the transcript as partial.
AAAUGGAAAGCCAUGAACGUUUUGAUCAUCUGUGUCUAACCUUACAUUUUGAUUAAGCGUUCUGGCAAAUGAAAGUGACUUCCUAAAUAACCUUCAUAAAGAAAUCAUGGAGGACAAAGAAACAUGCAGCAAUGAAGAUUUUACUUCAGGAUGCAGUCAAAACCAGGGGCAGAGAUCAAACUCACUGGAGUCCAGCUGUGUGUCUAUGAAGAGUGACCAUUCUAUGGACACACCACCAGAAUUUAAGGGAAGAAACACAUCAGCUGAUCUGAGUCAAAACCAGGGGCAGAGAUCAAACUCACUGGACUCCAGCUGUGUGUCUAUGAAGAGUGACCAUUCUAUGGACACACCACCAGAAUUUAAGGGAAGAAACACAUCAACUGAUCUGAGUCAAAACCAGGGGCAGAGAUCAAACUCAUUGGAGUCCAGCUGUGUGUCUAUGAAGAGUGACCAUUCUAUGGACACACCACCAGAAUUUAAGGGAAGAAACACAUCAACUGAUCUGAGUCAAAACCAGGGGCAGAGAUCAAACUCAUUGGAGUCCAGCUGUGUGUCUAUGAAGAGUGACCAUUCUAUGGACACACCACCAGAAUUUAAGGGAAGAAACACAUCAACUGAUCUGAGUCAAAACCAGGGGCAGAGAUCAAACUCACUGGAGUCCAGCUGUGUGUCUAUGAAGAGUGACCAUUCUAUGGACACACCACCAGAAUUUAAGGGAAGAAACACAUCAACUGAUCUGAGUCAAAACCAGGGGCAGAGAUCAAACUCACUGGAGUCCAGCUGUGUGUCUAUGAAGAGUGACCAUUCUAUGGACACACCACCAGAAUUUAAGGGAAGAAACACAUCAACUGAUCUGAGUCAAAACCAGGGGCAGAGAUCAAACUCACUGGAGUCCAGCUGUGUGUCUAUGAAGAGUGACCAUUCUAUGGACACACCACCAGAAUUUAAGGGAAGAAACACAUCAACUGAUCUGAGUCAAAACCAGGGGCAGAGAUCAAACUCACUGGAGUCCAGCUGUGUGUCUAUGAAGAGUGACCAUUCUAUGGACAAACCACCAGAAUUUAAGGGAAGAAACACAUCAACUGAUCUGAGUCAAAACCAGGGGCAGAGAUCAAACUCACUGGAGUCCAACUGUGUGUCUAUGAAGAGUGACCAUUCUAUGGACACACCACCAGAAUUUAAGGGAAGAAACACAUCAACUGAUCUGAGUCAUGACUUUCAACUCGUUCAAAGCAGAUUUAAAUCAAAUCUAAUAAAGAAGUUUCAGUGUCUGUAUGAAGGAACAGCAAAGCAGGGAAACCCAACACUCCUGAAUGAGAUCUACACAGAGCUCUACAUCACAGAGAGUGAAAGUGGAGAGAUCAGUAAUGAGCAUGAGGUGAGACAGAUUGAGACACAAACCAGGAGAGCAGCAACAGGGGACAAACCAAUCAAAUGCAAUGACAUCUUUAGACCUUUACCUGGACAAGACAAAGUCAUCAGAACUGUGCUGACAAAGGGAGUCGCUGGCAUUGGAAAAACAGUCUCUGUGCAGAAGUUCAUUGUGGACUGGGCUGAAGGGAAAGAGAAUCAGGACAUCCAGUUCGUAUUUCCUCUUCCCUGCAGAGAGCUCAAUCUGAUGAAGGGCAAAACACUCAGUCUUUCAGAUCUACUUCGUAUCUUUUUCUCUGAAACAAUAGAAAUGGAAAUAUCCAGAGUUGAAUAUAAAGUGUUGUUCAUCUUUGAUGGUCUGGAUGAGUGUCGUCUGUCUCUGGAUUUUCAGAGCGAUAUGAGGUUGUGUGAUGUAAGCAAAUCAGCCUCAGUGGAUGUGCUGCUGAUGAACCUCAUUGUGGGGAAUCUGUUUCCCUCUGCUCUCAUCUGGAUCACCUCCCGACCAGCAGCAGCUGAUACCAUUCCUUUCGAGUGUGUUCAUCGCGUGACAGAGGUACGAGGCUUCAGUGAGCCAAAGGAGAAGGAAUACUUUAAGAAGAGAAUCAGUGAUCAGAGUCUGGCCAAUACAAUCAUCACACACCUGAAGUCAUCAAGGAGCCUCUACAUCAUGUGCCACAUCCCAGUGUUCUGCUGGAUCUCAGCCACUGUUCUAGAGAAGAUGUUGAGUGAAGCAGAGAGUGGAGAGAUUCCCAAGACUCUCACUCAGAUGUACACACACUUCCUGAUCAUUCAGACCAACAUCAAACAUGAGAAGGACUAUGAGAAAAAAGUAAAGGAUAAAGACAUGAUUGUCAAACUGGGGAAACUGGCCUUUCAGCAGCUUGUAAAAGGCAACCAGAUCUUCUGUGAGGAAGACCUGAGAGAGUGUGGCAUUGAUGUAACAGAAGCAUCAGUGUACUCAGGAUUGUGCACUCAGAUCUUCAGAGAGGAGUUUGGCUUGUAUCAGGGGAAAGUCUUUUGCUUUGUUCAUCUGAGCAUUCAAGAACAUCUAGCAGCUCUAUAUGCACACCUCUCUUUUAUAAAGACCUACAUAAAUGUUUUUGACCAAACUGAAAAAAGGCUCUUCUCUAACGUUUUAGGCUGGAUAUAUAACACUUUAUACUGGUUUCUAAAUUAUUCAUUAUCUGAGCUGCAUCAGAGAGCUGUGGAUGAGGCUUUACAGAGUAAGAAUGGACAUCUGGACCUUUUCCUGCGUUUUCUUCUGGGUCUCUCAUUGGAGUCCAAUCGGACUCUAUUACAAGAACUGCUGACACAGACAGGAAGCUGCUACUACAUCAAAGAGGAAACCGUUGAGUACAUCAAACAGAAGAUCAGGGAGAAUCGCUCUCCAGAGAGAUCCAUGAAUCUGUUACACUGCCUGAAUGAACUGGAUGAUGAUUCACCGAUGCAAGAGAUCCAAGAUUAUCUGAAAUCUGGGAAGAUAGGAGAAACCAAACUCUCCUCUUCACAGUGGUCAGCUCUGGUUUAUGUGUUGCUGACAUCAGAGCAGAAAAUGGAUGUUUUUGAUCUAAAACAAUUUAUUGGAGCACAAAAUAAAGCAGAUGAAGUUCUUCAGAAGCUGCUGCCUGUGGUUAAAGAAUCCAGAUCAGUUCAGUUGUGGGAUUGUGGAGUCACAGAUGAAGGUUGCAUUGCUCUGACUUCAGCUCUGAAAUCAAACCCCUCACACUUGAGAGAACUGGAUCUGUCUGGAAAUGAAAUAGGAGUCUCAGGAGUAAAUCUGCUCUCUGAUCUACUGAAGUAUGCUCACUGUAAACUGGAAAAACUGAAGUUGAGGUAUUGUGGUGUCACAGAUGAAGGUUGUGCUGCUCUGGCUUCAGCUCUGAAAUCAAACCCCUCAUACCUGAGAGAACUGAAUCUGACUGGAAAUGAAAUGGGAGCUUUUGGAGUCAAGCAGCUUUCUGAUCUACUGCAGGAUCCUCACUGUAAACUGAAAAUACUGACCGAUAAUUCUCAACUGAUCCAAUGCAUGCUUAAAUUAAAUCUGAAGAAGACAUUUCAGUUUCUGUAUAAAGGAACAGCAAAGCAGGAAAACCCAACACUCCUGAAUGAGAUCUACACAGAGCUCUACAUCACAGAGAGUGAAAGUGGAGAGAUCAGUAAUGAGCAUGAGGUGAGACAGACUGAGACACAAACCAGGAGAGCAGCAACAGUGGACACAUCGAUCAAAUGCAGUGACAUCUUUAGACCUUUACCUGGACAAGACAAAGCCAUCAGAACUGUGCUGACAAAGGGAGUCGCUGGCAUUGGAAAAACAGUCUCUGUGCAGAAGUUCAUUGUGGACUGGGCUGAAGGGAAAGAGAAUCAGGACAUCCAGCUCAUAUUUCCACUUCCUUUCAGAGAGCUCAACUUGAUGAAGAACAAAACACUCAGUCUUUCAAAACUUCUUCACAUCUUUUUCCCUGAAACAAAACACAUGAAAAUAUCCAGUGAUGAAUAUAAAGUGUUGUUCAUCUUUGAUGGUUUGAAUGAGUGUCGUCUGUCUCUGGAUUGUCAGAGCAAUGUGAGGUUGUGUGAUGUAGGUGAAUCAGCCUCACUGAGCGUGCUGCUGAUGAACCUCAUUGUGGGGAAUCUGCUUCCCUCUGCUCUCAUCUGGAUCACCUCCAGACCAGCAGCAGCUGAUCUCAUUCCCUCUGAGUGUGUCCAUCGAGUGACAGAGGUACGAGGCUUCAAUGAUCCACAGAAGGAAGAAUACUUCAGGAAGAGAAUCAGUGAUCAGAGUCUGGCCAAUACAAUCAUCACACACUUGAAGUCAUCAAGGAGCCUCUACAUCAUGUGCCACAUCCCAGUGUUCUGCUGGAUCUCAGCCACUGUUCUAGAGAAGAUGUUGAGUGAAGCAGAGAGUGAAGAGAUUCCCAAGACUCUCACUCAGAUGUACACACACUUCCUGAUCAUUCAGACCAACAUCAAACACGAGAAGGACUAUGAGAAGAAAGUCAAAGAUGAAUUCAUGAUUGUCAAACUGGGGAAACUGGCUUUUGAGCAGCUUGUGAAAGGCAACCUGAUCUUCUAUGAGGAAGACCUGCAAGAGUGUGGUUUUGAUGAAACAAAAGCAUCAGUGUACUCAGGAUUGUGCACUCAGAUCUUCAGAGAGGGGUUUGGCUUGUAUCAGUGGAGAGUCUUCUGCUUUGUUCAUCCGAGCAUCCAGGAACAUCUAGCAGCUCUAUAUGCACACCUCUGCUUUACAAAGCAGAAGAAAUCUGUUUCAAUAUCUGAGCUGCAUCACAGAGCUGUGGAUGAGUCUUUACAGAGUAAGAAUGAACAUCUGGGUCUUUUCUUGCGUUUUCUUCUGGGUCUCUCAUUAGAGUCCAAUCAGACUCUCUUGCGAGAACUACUAACUCAGACAGGAAGCUGCUCCUUCAACAAAGAGGGAACGGCUGAGUACAUCAAGCAGAAGAUCAAAGAGAAUCACUCUCCAGAGAGAUCCAUCAAUCUGUUCCACUGUCUGAAUGAACUGGGUGAUGAUUCACUGAUGCAGGAGAUCCAAGAUUAUCUGAAAUCUAGAAAAAUAGGAGAAACUAAACUCUCCUCUUCACAGUGGUCAGCUCUGGUUUAUGUGUUGCUGACAUCAGAGCGGAAGAUUGAUGUUUUUUAUCUAAAACAGUUUAUUGGAGCACAAAAUACAGCCGAUGAAGUUCUUCAGAACCUGCUGCCUGUGGUUAAAGAAUCUAGAUCAGUUCAGUUGAUUAAUUGUGGUGUCACAGAAGAAGGUUGUGCUGCUCUGGCUUCAGCUCUGAGAUCAAACCCUUCACACCUGAGACAACUGAAUCUGUCAUUUAAUAAGCUAGGAGCAUCAAGACUGAAUCUUUUCUCUGAUCUACUAAAGGAUCCUCACUGUAAACUGGAGAUACUGUGGUUGAGUGAUUGUGGUGUCAGAGAUGAAGGUUGUGCUGCUCUGGCUUCAGCUCUGAGAUCAAACCCCUCACACCUGAGACAACUGGAUCUGUCUGGAAAUAAACUAGGAGACACUGGAAUGAAGCUGCUCUCUGAUGUACUGAAGGAUCCUCACUGUACACUGGAAACACUGAGGUUGAGUAACAAUCGUGUUACAGAUGAAGGUUGUGCUGCUCUGGCUUUAGCUCUGAGAUCAAACCCCUCACACCUGAGAGAACUCAAUCUGUCUGGAAAUAAACUAGGAUCAUCAGGAUUGAAUCUGCUCUCCGAUGGACUGAAGCAUCCUUACUGUAAACUAGAGAAACUGUGGUUGAGUGAAUGUGGUGUCACAGAUGAAGGUUGUAUUGCUCUGGCUUCAGAUUUGAGAUCAUACCCCUCACACCUGAGAGAGCUGAAUCUGUCUGGAAAUAAACUAGGAAACUCAGGAGUGAAUCUGCUCUCUGAUCUACUGAAGGAUCCUCACUGUAACCUGGAGAAACUCUGGUUGACGGAUUGUGGAGUCACAGAUGAAGGUUGUGCUGCUCUGCUUUCAGCUCUGAGAUCAAACCCCUCACACCUGAGAGAACUGAAUCUGUCUGGAAAUAAACUAGGAGCAUCAGGGCUGAAUCUACUCUCUGAUGGACUUAAGGAUUCUCACUGUAAACUGGAGAUACUGUGGUUGAGGGAUUGUGGAGUCACAGAUGAAGGUUGUGCUGCUCUGGCUUCAGCUCUGAGAUCAAACCCCUCACACCUGAGAUAUCUGGAUCUGACUGGAAAUAAACUAGGAGACUCAGGAGUGAAGCUGCUCUCUGAUGGACUGAAGGAUCCUCACUGUAAACUGGAGAUACUGAAGUUGAAUAAUUGUGGAGUCACAGAUGAAGGUUGUGCUGCUCUGGCUUCAGCUCUGAGAUCAAACCCCUCACACCUGAGAAAACUGGAUCUGACUGGAAAUAAACUAGGAGCCUCAGGAGUGACGCUGCUCUCUAAUGGACUGAAGGAUCCUCACUGUAAAUUGGAGAUACUGAAUUUGUGGUAUUGUGGAGUCACAGAUGAAGAUUGUGCUGUUCUGGCUUCAGCUCUGAGAUCAAACCCCUCACACCUGAGAUAUCUGAAUCUGACUGGAAAUAAAUUACAAGAUUCAGAUGUGAAGCUGCUCUCUGAUCUGAAGGAUGAUCCACAUUGUAAACUAGAUACACUUCAUCGAGCUGCGCUGCGCCACUCGUGUCCGAGGAAGACGCUGAAGCAGCGGGCGGCGCGGCGUUUGCCCGGGGAUGAACCCGCUAGAGUGGAAGAGUUCUGGAGAACAUCCGCGCCGUUUGUCGAUGCAAUUUACGAGAGAUUAAGACCAGCAAGUGAG